Bradysia coprophila is the source of this 786-nucleotide messenger RNA. RefSeq names its product survival motor neuron (gene Smn). NCBI's taxonomy places the organism in Eukaryota, Metazoa, Arthropoda, Insecta, Diptera, Sciaridae. The record is from RefSeq and is a predicted model, not a curated record. Gene Ontology annotation, molecular function: RNA binding. Gene Ontology annotation, biological process: mRNA processing. Gene Ontology annotation, cellular component: nucleus; cytoplasm.
GUUGACAUAAAUUGACAGUUUUAACACUGUUAUUUGUACAAGAGAAGCAAAAGCCGUAUUCUCAACUUUUGUUUAUUUGAUUUUCGAUUCAACUUUGCAAGUGGACUCUGUACUAAUCCUGCAAAAAAAAAAUGAGCAACACGGUCAACUCGAAAUCGCGAGGCAAGAACAUCGAUCUGAGCAAUGCCGACAUUUGGGACGACACACUUUUGAUAAAGGCAUACGAUGAAUCUCUGAAACUGGCCAAAGAAGAGGUGGCUAAGCGCAUAGCUAGAUCCACAAACAAGAAAAAUGCAAACGAUAGCGUUGAUGAUGAUGACGAAACCGCUUCGAAACAAAGCCAAUGCCAGUACAGUGUCGGCGAUUUUGUGCGUGCAACAUACGAAGAUGGAUUGGAUUAUGAGGCGAAAAUUGUCAGCAUCGAUGCAGAAUGUGGAAACUGUGUGGUCAGAUUCAUUGGCUACGAAAACGAGGAAACCGUCGAUCUGAAUGAUCUGCUAGCUUCGUGGGGUAAAAAUGUUCGAAAGAAUCAAAUGCGUGCGGCUGCUAAGGACGUCGAUAAGAGCACGAAGCGUAAGGGCAAUUUUCCAUCAAAUGUGCCAAACACUUCCGUACCAAUACCAAUGCUUCCGCCGCUACCUCCAAUGUUGAACGAUACAUCUGAGGACUCGGAAAAUAUGUCAGCGAUGUUAAUGUCAUGGUACAUGAGCGGUUACUACACAGGAUAUUAUCAAGGUCAAAAAGAGGCUCAAAAUAAAAUGUCAAAGAAAUGAUUCCCGUACAACA